Ruditapes philippinarum (Manila clam) is the source of this 3806-nucleotide messenger RNA. Its product is annotated as probable serine/threonine-protein kinase pats1. The record is from RefSeq and is a predicted model, not a curated record. NCBI's taxonomy places the organism in Eukaryota, Metazoa, Mollusca, Bivalvia, Venerida, Veneridae. Gene Ontology annotation, molecular function: protein binding. The transcript is spliced from 24 exons. Bases 200 to 3787 code for a protein of 1195 amino acids.
AUCUUCAGGUUACCAACCAACAAUUGAUCCUGCUGAUACUAGCUUUCAAUGGCCAAGAUACUUCAAAGAAACAAAUUCAUUUCCUGUUCCUUACGACAGUUUUAGCUCUGAACAAGUAGGAGAAACAACAAGAGAGUUAGAAGAGGGAGUCAUUGAUGCAUUGUCUCUGGGUGGAAGUUUUGGCCUUACAUGUGGUAGGAUGAAAAACAGAGCCAGAGUGUUGGAGUUUAAUACAGUGAUGAAGUGCAAGAAUGCUGAGAAGUUAUUUGAAUUCUUCAGUUCACACAGCAAAUUCUUCUGUUUACUACCAAGUGAAUUUGAUGCAAAAAAGUUACAAUAUCCAAGCCUACUGUCAGUGAUGGACUUCUCGAAACAGAAUGUACAUAUACUAUGUCCAGGAGCAAAGAUGGAAUUGUUGCAUUUUCUUGAUGAUCCUGGAGUUUUAUUGACCAAUUUUGAUGCAAUGCUUGAAGGAAACAAUGCUGCAUUUUUACAGAAGUGCCUCUCUGGACUCUUAAUACAAGAGGAAACACUGCCUACAAAGUGCUCAGUGUUAAUCCCAGGAAUGGAACAUAUCCAAAAUAAAGAUAGAUGUGAAGCUUGGAUGAUUCGGCUGUGUUUUAUGUACAUGUGUAUACUAGAACUACAUGCAAACACUGACCAGACAGCUGUCACCAUGUCCAGGGAAGUCAUGGAUGUGUUUACUUCAACAUUGAAAGAUAAACAGGUGGCUCAUCUAUUCUCAGAGGGAGAUUUAUUCAUCAGAUGUAAAGGUCAUGCUGGGUCAUCUAUGGCAAAUAACAAUUUGCAGGAAUUUCCCGUUGAGCAGUUUGACAAUGUUUACAUGUUUAUGACACGCCUUGACUUUCAGAACAAUAAAAUAAAGUCAUUACCUCCAGAUUUGUUUACAAAGUUUAAGGCUCUGGAAUACCUAAAUCUCUCAAAGAAUAAUUUUACUGAAGUUCCGAAAGGUAUUGGAAACCUUACAGUUCUCACUGAGAUUGACUUGUCUAGUAACAGACUGAAAACACUUCCAUCUGACUUUGAAAAUGUGAGUCAUUCUUUAACAUCAUUGAACAUCUCCAACAACAACAUGGAAGGUCUGCCUGGCUGUAUAUUUAAGCUUGUCAAACUUGAGGAGCUGUAUGCUGAAAAUAUUGGUGUUGUGGAGGGUCUAGAUCAACUUCGAAACCUGAUGGAGCUCAAGGUUUUAAACCUUGGUCUUAAUCUGAUAGAGAAGAUACCAGAAGAGUUGGGUGACCUUCAACUUGAGUACCUUGACUUGAGUGGUGUUCCGUGGGUACCAGCAACAACAUACCAGUCAGUGAUUGCCUUCAUGAAACAGCUACAGUUUAAUAAUGUCACCAUGAAUAUAGAUAUAGCUGAGCAAGCAAAGAUGUUUAAAAAAGCUGAUGUAGAUGAAUCAAGUACCCUGACACCAGAUGAGGUUCAAGUUCUCACUAACGACAGACUGUUCCCGAUGUAUCCAAGAUUUGGAAAGGGAUCAUUUGCCUUUGAGAAAAGUGGCGGUAUCCCGCCAGUUUUGUUCAAUCUUAAGGCAUUGAAGAAGUUAGUUUUACGUUACCAUGGUAUCACAAUGGUUCCUGACGAGAUUAAAGUGUUUACAAACCUCAAUGAGAUAGAUCUAUCCUAUAAUCUAAAGAUGGUCACCUUGUCAGCAGAACUAGCUGCCCUACCUUUGAAACAACUACAUUUGAAAGAAUGUACAGCAUUGAAUACACCUCCGAAGGAAAUAGUUUCACGAGGAUUUCUUGCUGUCAUUGGCUACUUGAAACGUUUGAGACUUGGAGCUGUACAAUGUAAAAGAACUAAAUUAAUGAUGGUUGGAUUAGGGGGAGCAGGCAAGACAAGUUUGGUACAAUCAUUGAUGAGUCAACGUUAUCGUGCCUACAUGGAUCAUGAUGAACCAAUCACAGACGGUAUUGAUAUUAAAACAUGGAAUAUACCUAUCCAGGAAACCUCAGAUCAACUUAUGUUCAGUGUUUGGGACUUUGCUGGUCAGACAGUGUAUUACAACACACACCAGUUUUUUCUGUCUAAUCGAGCAGUGUACCUUCUCCUAUGGAAUGUAAGACAAGGGUAUGAGCAUGCUGGUUUGGAUUUUUGGCUCAGUUCUAUAGCCUGCCAUGCUCCAAAAGCUCCCAUACUUGUUGUAGGAACACAUAUAGACAAGGUGGAGAAGUUUCGUCUGCCAGAAGUGAACCUUAAAGCUAGGUACCCUCAAAUUGUUGGAUUUCAUUAUGUCAGCUCAUACACAGGAAUUGGGGUGGAUGAUCUCAGACAAACCAUCAUAAGCAAUACUUUACAGCAGAAAUACAUGGGUGAAAAAAUUCCUGAAGCUUGGCUUACACUAGAAAAACGUCUGAUUGCUUAUCAUGAGGAGAAAAAAGUAGAUAUUCUACCAUUCAAACAACUAGAAACUAUCAGCGCUACAUGUGGUAUAUUUGACAGAGGGGAGUUGAUUCAAGCGGUACAAUUCCUGCAUGAUUUAGGUGCUGUACAGUUUUUUGAUACAGAUUUUCUACGAGACAUGAUUGUGAUUUAUCCACAGUGGAUAGUGGAUGUAAUGGCAUGUUUAGUUACAGUACAUCAAGGUGCUGUCAAGGAUGGUAAAAUGUUGUUGAAGGACAUAAGUAAAGUAUGGGAGGAUUAUCCUAGUGAGCUACACCCCUGGUUACUACGGUUAACAGAAGAGUUUGACCUGACAUGUUCACUACCUGAUGAAGAAGCCAGUAUUGUACCAUGUCUGCUCCCGGAUGGUGAACCAGAGUAUGAUUGGCCACAUGCAGAUCCUAGGAAGAAUAUCCGAGAAUCAAUGACUGUAUACAAGUUCCAGUACCUACCAGCUGGUCUCUUUAAUCGAGCACAGGUUCGACUUCAUCAAUACUCUAAAGGGGCGUUACUCUGGAAGACCGGAUCAUUUAUGAAGAAAAACAAUCAUAUUGCUCUCAUGAUACAAAAUGAUGAACAGGAAGUGAUAGUGAGAGCUCAAGGGUUCAGACCAGAGAACUUCCUGUUUAUUGUACAUGAGAUGAUUGAGACUUUGAUCCGGGAGUCAUACUCUGGUGUACAUUAUGACUUCUUCAUCCCCUGUAUGGACUGUCAGAGCAGGAAUGUUAAGGAUCCAAGUAUGAUGUCGUAUCAGAAGGUCAAAAGAGCUCUAGAACUUAAUGUUCCAUUCCUACAGUGUGAGAAAUUCUUCCAUAUGCUGUCAUUACAGGAGAUUAAAGAUGCUAUGCCAUCAGAUAAGAUGGAUGAGGUAGACAGUCAUCUACGUAACAGUGUUCGUGAACUCAUUGACCUCACAACGGAGAAAACGGUCUCUGUCUUCUUUGUUUACUCUACUAAAGACGUACCAGACUUGAAGGAUGCAGAGAAAUGUGUUCAUCCUGGAACUAUAUUAGCAGAUAUGAGGUCUCAAGAUGACCUCAAAGUGUCAUACACAGAUCAGCCUGAGUCAUCAGACAUGGAAGCUCUGACAUUGUCAAUCAAAGCUAAUGAUGUAAUUGUGUUUGGUCUGUCUGAUAACUUUGCUAACGAUGAUGUAUGUAAGAAAUUACUGCUCUACACAAAAGAUGUACUUCAAAGACCAAUAUUGCUACUACUGCUUGGUCAGACAAAGAACUGGCAGAAAGGAGAUCUAAAUAUGCCACUUGGUGAUGAGGUAUUUGUGGAUAUGACAAAGAUAGACAGAUAUCAGCACAAGAUUAAGGAAUUAUUUGUGGCUAUCAAAAAGAAAGAUGAGAGUAAGAAAAAGGUAAAAUAAUUUUUUAAAUGUUUUAUAU